Rotaria sp. Silwood2 is the source of this 216-nucleotide messenger RNA. The record is from the annotation of a GenBank genome assembly. Lineage: Eukaryota; Metazoa; Rotifera; Eurotatoria; Philodinida; Philodinidae.
AUGGCUUGUAAAAAAUAUUGGAUUGGUAUGUUUAGUGGAUGCUCAAUUGGGGUUUAUACAGAUGAACAUGAUGCAUAUUUAUGUGGAGAAAUGAAGAAACGUGUUUUAAAUGAACUGACAACUAUUGAUAUUAUAUAUGAAGAAGAAAUAGCAAAAGGGGCACUUAGUGCUGUUGAUGUUGUUACAUUUCCUACAAAUCAAGAAAUCUCGGAGUGA